Trichoderma harzianum CBS 226.95 is the source of this 1413-nucleotide messenger RNA. RefSeq lists its product as hypothetical. The transcript has a single exon. The record is from RefSeq and is a predicted model, not a curated record. Lineage: Eukaryota; Fungi; Ascomycota; Sordariomycetes; Hypocreales; Hypocreaceae. Bases 170 to 1132 code for a protein of 320 amino acids. Gene Ontology annotation, molecular function: RNA binding. Gene Ontology annotation, cellular component: small-subunit processome; nucleolus.
CUCUGACAGCCAAUCCUCUACAUUUCCAUUUCACAAACUUCACCAUACAUCCAUAUAUCGCAAAGCGCAUCCAGUAUAGUGCUGCAGUAUAGCACUGUAUUAAAUUGCGUCCCAAACGCAACCCAAUCGAACGAGUAGCCACACACAUCCAACUUGACAUCCAAGCACGAUGCCGUCCACACACAAGAAAGAAAAGCCCUGGGAUACCGACGAUAUCGACAAGUGGAAGAUUGAUACCUUCACUGCAAAGGACAAUGCAGGCGGCACAUUCACCGAGGAGUCAUCAUUCGUCACGCUGUUCCCCAAGUACCGCGAAGUCUAUCUGAAAGAAGCAUGGCCGUUAAUUACCAAGGCGCUGGAGAAGCACGGCAUUGCCUGCACAUUGGAUCUCGUAGAGGGUUCAAUGACAGUCAAAACAACGAGAAAAACAUUUGAUCCUGCAGCAAUCUUGAACGCGCGUGACCUCAUCAAGCUGUUGGCACGAAGCGUCCCCGCUCCCCAGGCCGUCAAGAUCCUAGACGACGGCGUCGCGUGCGACAUCAUCAAGAUCCGAAACCUGGUGCGAAACAAGGAGCGAUUCGUUAAGCGCCGUCAGCGAAUAUUGGGACCCAAUGGCUCUACGCUCAAGGCACUUGAGCUUCUGACGGAGACCUAUAUCCUCGUCCACGGCAACACAGUGUCGGCCAUGGGGCCUUACAAGGGCCUAAAAGAGCUGCGGAGAGUGAUUGAGGACUGCAUGAACAACAUCCAUCCUAUCUACCACAUCAAGGAGCUCAUGAUCAAGCGUGAGCUUGCCAAGGAUCCUGAGCUGGCCAACGAAAGCUGGGACCGCUUCCUGCCAAACUUCAAGAAGAAGACAUUGAGCAAGAGACGGGUGCCUCUCAAGGUUACAGACAAGACCAAGAAGGUCUACACGCCAUUCCCGCCAGCGCCUGAGAAGAGCAAGGUCGAUAAGCAGAUUGAGAGUGGCGAGUACUUCCUCAGUAAGGAGGCCAAGGACAGGGCGGCGCUCAGCGACCGCAAGGAGAAGCAGAAGCAGGCAAAGGACGAUAGGGCAAAGGAGCGAGCAGCAGAAUUCGUGCCGCCAGAAGAGGACAGACCCAAAAAGAAGCGGAAGAAGAGCUCUGAGUAAGGUGGCUAGCCUAGCUUUGAUACACCAGGUGUUGGGACGGUUAGGAGCGUUUGUUUAUUUGUUUAGGGAGAAAGAAAAAGAACCUGCAAUAAUAUCCAUGGGACAUUUAACAAGGACCAUUACAACAGGAGCGCCUCGUUCUUCUAAGCUUGUAGACACUGAUAAGGCAGUGUGAAUAUGGCCUCUGUAUAGUGCGUCAUACUACAGAUUUGAGUGUAUAAUACAAAGAUAUUUGUUCAAGAUGUACCUAGGUUUCAUCAUAUGGUUUAUUAUAAUGGUCG